Molecule: messenger RNA, 384 nt
Organism: Scutellospora calospora
Lineage: Eukaryota; Fungi; Glomeromycota; Glomeromycetes; Diversisporales; Gigasporaceae
Source: the annotation of a GenBank genome assembly
AUGUCUACAACAAUUGUAAUAGUUAUAAGUCAUUAUAAUAAUCUUGCUCAGUACAAACUUACACAACAAGAAGAUUUUUAUCUUCAUGCUAUAACUUUAUUUUUAAAACCAUUUUAUGAAACUACAAAUACACUUUCAAGUAGCACUUAUAUAAUGUUAGAUCUUUCUAUUUUAUUAAUAGAUAAUCUUAUUGAUGUAAUUUUAUCAUACAUUCAGAACUUAACAAGCCCCAUAUUUCUUAAAGUUGCAGCAACUCAUAUGUUAGAAAAAAUUAAAAAAUAUUUGAAUCAUAUUAUUAAUAAAGCUACUUUUAUUUCUUCUGUUCUUGAUCCUCAAAUUAAACUAGAGUUAAUGCCAGUUGACUUAAAUACUCAAGAAAACUGA